AUGUCUCACGCUGUCGCUACCUUGAAUCAAAACCGAAAAGCUCUCAUUGAGGCGCUGUCAAACACCAAAGGUGUCGGACGUAUUCUCGGUGGGAAUCAGGCCAAUUUUGUGCUCUGUGAGAUUCUUGACGAGGAGGGUAAACCAAGCAACACAAAAGCUGUCGAGGUGUAUAAGACAAUGGCAGAGUCAAGAGGUGUUGUGGUCCGAUUCCGAGGUUCUGAAAUAGGCUGUGAGGGAUGUCUGAGGGUGACUGUGGGUACCAAGGAAGAAUGUGAGGAAGCUGUCAAGCAGAUGUCCGCGUUACUUGCAUAG
Messenger RNA from Kwoniella shivajii, 312 nucleotides. RefSeq lists its product as uncharacterized. Gene Ontology annotation, biological process: biosynthetic process. Lineage: Eukaryota; Fungi; Basidiomycota; Tremellomycetes; Tremellales; Cryptococcaceae. Gene Ontology annotation, molecular function: pyridoxal phosphate binding. The record is from RefSeq and is a predicted model, not a curated record. The coding region runs from base 1 to 312 and encodes 103 amino acids. The transcript has a single exon.